UUGUCUUAUAACACUAGUCAUAUAUAUUUAUCUUGGAUGGAUACAGGGGUAGAUUUGUUUCCAUUGAAAAAACCAAAAUCUAGGAACACAAAAAUUUGUUUUGUUAAUGUAAGAAGAGUACAACACAAAUGUGGACAAGCACACAAAAAAUCAGACAUGGAUUUUAGCUCCCCAAUCAUCUCUUUACUCCUACAUUUUCUACUCCUGAUUUCUUUAGUUUGUCCUGUUUAUUCUUUAGAAAUAAAUAGCCACCUAUUAGCCAAUGAAAGUUUUGCACCACAUGAAGAGUUUAACAAGUUGAAGAAUACCAUAAGAUUUCAUCUUCAGAAGAUCAACAAACCUUUUGUUAAGACAAUUCAAAGUCCCGAUGGCGAUAUUAUUGACUGUGUUAUGUCUCAUAAACAACCGGCUUUUGAUCAUCAUUUAUUGAAAGGACAAAAACCAUUGGAACCUCCAGAAAGGCCAAGAGGACAUAACCAAAAAGGUAUUUGGAGUGAUAAUUUUCAAAUGUGGAGUUUAUCAGGUGAAUCAUGUCCGACAGAAACAAUUCCAAUUAGAAGAACAAAAGAACAAGACAUAAUAAGAGCUAACUCUAUUAACAGAUUUGGAAGAAAAUUAAAAUAUGUGAGAAGAGACACCACUAGCAAUGGACAUGAGCAUAGUGUAGGGUAUGUGACUGGGGAUGAGUAUUAUGGAGCACAGGCUAGCAUAAAUGUUUGGGUCCCACAGCUUGAAAGCCAAUAUGAAUUUAGUUUGUCUCAAAUAUGGAUUAUCUCUGGUUCAUUUGGAGAAGAUCUCAACACCAUUGAAGCUGGUUGGCAAGUUAGUCCAGAGCUCUACGGAGAUAACUAUCCAAGAUUCUUUACUUAUUGGACGACCGAUGCAUAUCAAGGAACUGGAUGUUACAAUUUACUUUGCUCAGGCUUUAUUCAAACUAACAAUAAAAUUGCAAUUGGAGCUGCAAUUUCUCCAACUUCUACAUAUAAUGGAGGACAAUUUGAUAUUAGCUUAUUGAUUUGGAAGGAUCCAAAGCUAGGGAAUUGGUGGCUUGAAUAUGGUUCUGGAAACAUAGUUGGAUAUUGGCCAUCAUCCUUGUUCACACACUUAAAAGAUAAAGCAACUAUGAUUCAAUUUGGUGGAGAAAUAGUGAAUUCAAUGUCAACGGGGUCUCACACUUCCACUCAAAUGGGUAGUGGACAUUUUGCAUAUGAGGGUUUUGCAAAAGCUUCAUAUUUUAGAAACAUGCAAGUUGUAGAUUCUAAUAACAACUUGAUUCCAUUGCCAAAUCUAAAACUUGUAGCAGACCACCCAAAUUGUUAUGACAUUCAAGGAGGGACUAAUAAUGGAUGGGGGAAUUAUUUUUAUUAUGGUGGACCCGGAAGAAAUGUGAAAUGUCCUUAAAAGAAUAAAUAAUAAAUAUAGAAUUAGAAUUAUAAAGGUAAUCCGCUCAUACCAUCUAGACUCUUUGUAACUAAUGUCUGAAGAUAAUAGAAAAUUAAUUAAAUAUAUAUAA
Molecule: messenger RNA, 1513 nt
Organism: Cicer arietinum (chickpea)
Lineage: Eukaryota; Viridiplantae; Streptophyta; Magnoliopsida; Fabales; Fabaceae
Product: protein neprosin-like
Source: RefSeq, a predicted model, not a curated record